CCUCUUUCCGGUUACUCUGCACUUACGUGGCUCAUCGUCUGUCUUUUUGUCCCUGUUGGACGUACUGAGUCUUCUGCAGCCACACAAUGGAGUUGGACGCCAUGACCCGAUACACGAGCCCGGUGAACCCGGCGGUUUUCCCGCACCUCACCGUGGUUCUGCUCGCCAUCGCCAUGUUCUUCACAGCCUGGUUCUUUGUAUAUGAAGUGACCUCCACCAAGUACACGAGAGACGUCUAUAAGGAGCUGCUCAUCGCUCUGGUGGCGUCGCUCUUUAUGGGCUUCGGCGUGCUCUUCUUAUUACUAUGGGUCGGCAUUUACGUCUGAUAAUUAUGGGAAUGGGAUGUACAGGAAAACAUUCCAGGUUGUUCAGACUCAUUUUUUUUCCCAGGACUUCAAGCUUUUGUCAUGAAAACAGCAGAAUACUGGAUGGAUUUUGCACUGGUGGGAUUGUGGGUUAAAAUUUCACAAAUAAAAGCAGGUUUUGUUAUAAAAAUCAUAAA
Danio aesculapii is the source of this 502-nucleotide messenger RNA. RefSeq names its product transmembrane protein 258 (gene tmem258). Gene Ontology annotation, cellular component: membrane-bounded organelle. Bases 87 to 326 code for a protein of 79 amino acids. Gene Ontology annotation, biological process: protein N-linked glycosylation. The transcript is spliced from 4 exons. Lineage: Eukaryota; Metazoa; Chordata; Actinopteri; Cypriniformes; Danionidae. The record is from RefSeq and is a predicted model, not a curated record.